Molecule: messenger RNA, 2907 nt
Organism: Aphis gossypii (cotton aphid)
Lineage: Eukaryota; Metazoa; Arthropoda; Insecta; Hemiptera; Aphididae
Gene: Ilk
Product: integrin-linked protein kinase
Exons: 9
Coding region: 227-1573 (448 amino acids)
Biological process (GO): protein phosphorylation; integrin-mediated signaling pathway; substrate adhesion-dependent cell spreading
Cellular component (GO): focal adhesion; stress fiber
Molecular function (GO): ATP binding; protein binding; protein kinase activity
Source: RefSeq, a predicted model, not a curated record
UUUUCAAUUUAAACAGCUGCCGAGAUAAUACUGUUUAUUUUGGUAUUGCCAAAUUUGGAGUGUUUGUCCGCGUAGUCGUCGCAGUAAAUAGUAAUACACUAAUACAGUAAUACAGUCACAGUGCGUAGGAUCUCCAGCAUCCGCUUGGCGAUUCACACCUAUCUAGGCCAAUUUCGUGGUGUAAUUUCCGUCUGCCUGUCCAGUGGUUUCGUUUGUCACAUACGCGAUGGAAGACAUAUUCCAGUGGUGCCGAGAAGGGGUCGCCAUGCAAGUACGGGUCUGGCUCGACGACACCGAACACGACAUGAACCACGGGGAUGAUCAUGGAUUCAGUCCGUUACAUUGGGCCGCUAAAGAGGGCCAUUUGAAGAUCGUUGAGAUGCUUGUGCAAAGAGGUGCCCGUAUAAAUUCCACAAAUCGAGGUGAUGACACGCCUCUGCACUUAGCUGCUGCUCACGGUCAUCAUGAAAUCGUUCACUUGUUGUUGAAAAACCGUGCUGACAUUAAUUUCACAAAUGAACACGGUAACACUCCGUUACACUAUGCUUGCUUCUGGGGCUAUGAAGCAAUUGCCGAAGAACUUAUUGAAAACGGUGCGUUGGCUGCUUUGGCCAACAAAGACGGAGACACUCCAUUAGACAAGGGAAGAGGACCAAUUUUAAAACAUUUGAAAGAUUUGGCCUUACAAUCUGGACAAGAUCUUACUAAAAUCAAUUUCAAAGACCAAAGCUGGUUAGGUUUGAAAACUAGAAGCCGAGAUGCUACAUUAUCACGGCAUAAAGGAAUAAACUUGAGUGAUCUUUACUUGCAUACAAAAAUGGCUACUUCACCCAGUGGAGAAACAUGGCGUGGUCAUUGGCAGAAAAAUGAUAUUGUCGCAAAAGUAUUGGCUGUUCGACAGUGUACUCCUCGAAUUUCCAGAGAUUUCAAUGAAGAAUUUCCAAAACUUAGAAUAUUCUCGCACCCUAAUGUGUUGCCAGUAAUAGGAUGUUGCAACUCCCCUCCUAACUUGGUGGUUAUUAGUCAGUAUAUGCCUUGGGGAUCACUUUAUACUUUAUUACACGAAGGAGCCAGAGUUACAGUGGACACAGCAUUAGCACUUAGACUCGCAGUAGAUGUUUCUAGGGCCAUGGCGUUUUUGCAUAGUCUGGAAAGGAUCAUACCACAGUUUCAUCUUAAUAGUCAUCAUAUUAUGAUUGAUGAGGAUCUUACAGCUAGGAUAAAUAUGGCAGACGCUAAAUUUUCAUUCCAAGAAAAGGCAAGAGUAUAUUACCCUGGAUGGAUGUCUCCUGAGGCUUUACAAAAAAAGCGAAUUGAUACUAAUUCAGAAGCGUGUGACAUGUGGAGCUUUGCUGUUCUUUUAUGGGAAUUAGCUACUAGGGAAGUCCCAUUUUCUCACUUGUCACCAAUGGAAAUAGGGAUGAAGGUGGCUUUGGAUGGUUUAAGAGUAUCAAUUCCAUCUGAUAUUUCACCUCAUCUUACCAAACUGAUUAAAAUAUGUAUGAACGAGGAUCCGGGCAAAAGGCCAACUUUUGACAUGGUGCUUCCAAUUUUGGAUAAAAUGAAAAGAUAAUAAUAUAAAGUAACAAAAUUCUUAAGUGCUAUAGUGGAAGAAGAAAUCUUAACAGAUAGGUGACUAAUUUUUACUCAAAGGAUUUAUUUCAUUACCGAUUAAUAACCGUAUAAAGUGGUUAAAAAUUUAAUCUUUAUAUGAUAUACAUAUUACAUAUUAUAUUUUGUAAUUUUGUUCAAAUGUUCAUAAUUUUAUUUUUAUAAUAAAAUGCUCUUUAUAAAAAAAAAUAACAGUUGAAAUUAAAUAUUAAUAUUUUAUUAAAAAAAUGUAGAUAUUUCAAUGUUAAAGUUUUAUAAUAUAAUUAAUAUUUUUGGACUACUAUAAUAUUCCAGCAUGAGCUUACUGUAUUAUGCAGACUAAUAAAGACUUUUAAGUUCAUUAUUUAAUUAACAUUAGGCAAUAACUAAUUAGUAAUUAUUAAUUUAUUAUUAAAUAUAUUAUAUUGUUUUAAUGAAUAAGAUCUAGUUACAGCACAGUAUUACUGAUUCAGAGUUGAGUGAAUGUGUUUUUUUUCCUACCGAUUACUUGUAUAAUUUAAAUAAAUUUAAUAAUACAGCUAUAAUAUAAUUUUAUAAAUGGUGUAGCACAUAAUGUUUGUAUAAUUUAAUAUUUUAAUAUACACUGUGUGUAUUACACACCCUCUGGGCUUCAUAAGUUUGUGUUUCAAACAAAAUCUGUUAUAAUUGUCAAUUAUAGAUGCAGUAAUAUCAAAACUUUAAUGGAUUAUUGCCUCAAGGUAUAUAUUCUCGUUAAAUGGUUAUAUUCUAUACAUUUAUGCUUAACGUGCUAAUUAUCAUAACUGUAUCAGACAACUUUAAUUAAAAGUUUAUGAUAAUGCCUUCUGUGUAAGUAACUUACACAUUUCUAAAGUUGAGUGGACUGAAUUUUAGUUUCAAUAAAUCUACUCAAAAUAUUUUGUUUGUCCAAUAGCAUGGAGUGAAAAACAUUUAUACAUUACUCGGAUAGAAUACAGGUGGUGUAAUUAGGAAUUAAUAUGAGCUUACAUUUUGUAUACUUAACUGUUUUUUUUAUAAUAACAUAUGAUAGAUUUUAGUUUUGUUAAACUGUAACAAUUUGUGUUAGAUUUAAACAUUUAUUUUUAAAAAUUAAUAUUUUUGUUGAAUACACAUAAUAUAAUAUUAUAUGAUAUAGCCGAUGGCAGUGUUUUUUGUCAAUUAUUGUUAAUGUUAUGCCUUAUGUAUGCGCAAAUUAAUUAUUCCACGAUAGUGAACACAUCGCGUGCCUUAUUAUACAGUUUGUUAAAAUAAAUUAUCAUACUGCUAAUAAUUGUAAAAUGAUAAUAAUAAUAAAAAAAAAUGUAUUACUAAUCGAAA